Humulus lupulus (European hop) is the source of this 1531-nucleotide messenger RNA. RefSeq lists its product as uncharacterized. NCBI's taxonomy places the organism in Eukaryota, Viridiplantae, Streptophyta, Magnoliopsida, Rosales, Cannabaceae. Gene Ontology annotation, cellular component: site of double-strand break; checkpoint clamp complex. The transcript has a single exon. The record is from RefSeq and is a predicted model, not a curated record. The coding region runs from base 170 to 1129 and encodes 319 amino acids. Gene Ontology annotation, biological process: telomere maintenance; mitotic intra-S DNA damage checkpoint signaling; mitotic DNA replication checkpoint signaling.
GGCGCCAGUUCCUUGAUGUAGAUGUAGUCACGAGUAGCAGCGAAGUCUUCAUAUUUUGGCGCUGACUCACUUCGCACUGGUAAAAUUCAAAUCCCUAAGCCCACUGUUUGUUUCCCGAGAAAAUUUUAGUUGAAAAGAAAAUAUUGCGAAUCCUAGAGGAUAGAGAGAGAUGAAGUUCAAAGCGUUUCUCACUGAGAAUGGUGUUAUCCUUCUGGCAAAGAGGUUUUUACCAGCUCUUGACAAGAUGGGGAAGAUUUGCCAUCUCUACCUUACCAGAGACCACGCUAUAUUCCUCCACAAUCUUCUCAAUGGCGACGGAAUCCAAUCCAUCGCCCAAUUCCGCAAAGAAGCCCUCUUCGACGACUACCGAAUCUCCAGCCAGAACGAGGACCGAAUCGCCUUUUCCGUCGACGUUUCACUCCUCCACCGAGCUCUUCGUAGUAGCGUCAGUAUCUGUACAGAGUUCGGAACUGGUCCCACGGCGAAUCGCCUCCAGAUUAAACUGGUGAAGAAGCUACCUGUAAAUUCGACCCAGCCAAUGCCUUUCCUCACCUUCGAAACCAAGGGAUUCAAAUCGGCAGUGAUCCAAGAUGUUCCGAUCUCGAAACCUUUGUCCAGAGCUCAACUUCUCGAGCUUCAAACAGCUCUCGACAUGGCUCAGGAUUUGCCUCAGACUCUUGUUCAGGUUCCUGAUAUGAAUCAGUUGCAGAGUUUCGUGGAUCGAAUGAAGCACUUGGGGGAAUUGCUUAAUGUCUCCAUCACCAAAUAUGGUGAUUUACACGUACAGAUUUCGACGACUCUGAUCACGCUGGGCGCUGAGUUCAGGAAAUUGUUUGUCAUAGGAGUUCAGGCAGAGGCUCCAGCUGAGGAUCGAAAUUUGAGUGCCCAAACUCGAUCCUCUAGGGCCAUAUUAAGAGGGGACGGUCAGUCUGUGCAAGUUAGUGUGAAGCAUUUUGCUAAAAGCCUGUGCUACCACAUGGCUAAGCCAGAUUGUGCUUUCUAUGGUAUUGCUCCUCAAGGUGCUUGCUUGACGGUGAUCUUCCAGUUCUUUAUUCCUGGUUCGCGUCAAAUGGACAAGUCAAUCAGCUUACAUUGCAGACUUCCUGUACUUGACCCAGGUACCACUUGAUGACUUGAAGCUGCUUCGGAUUGCCUAUUUGCGGUUGUGUAAGACUCUACUACUACUGCUACUAUUAGAGAUUACAAUUGUCAGUAUAUAUAUUGGCAUAGUUCUUGUGAUUAGAUUUCUAGUAUUACCCUGAUAAAUAUAUUUACUUUUUUGAUUGGUGGUUUGUGUAACAAGAAUGCUCUAAUGAGUUAUAAUCUGGUUAUUGUAAUAUUUUUGUUUAUGUAUAUUUUUUUUAAAACUAGGCUCCCCGUCUAGCCAUAUAGACUUUGAGGACUACAAAACUAUAGCAAUUGCUACUAUGAGGAACAAUAAAAAAAAAAUUCAUAUAGCAAUUGCUACGUAGAUACUCACGAGGGACUUAGAAGUUGUGAGAGCAAUCCACAUGUUUGACUAUUUGAGUUA